AUGCAGAACUCAGUCUACGAAACAGCCGCCAGUGCAGUCCAGGCAAGGAAUCGCAUCCGCAGCCACAUCUACCAAACGCCCCUCAUUCCAGCCCGAGCGCAAGGCAAAUCCAAUGGCGCAAAGGUGCUAUUCAAAGCCGAGAACUUCCAACUGACAGGAUCGUUCAAGAUCCGCGGCGCAAUGUCCAAGAUGUCUGGUCAACCUGCAAACGGGCCAUUAAUAACAGCCUCGUCGGGUAACCAUGGGAUAGGCGCCGCAUGUGCAGCGCAGGCACUCUCCAAAGAUCUCACUGUUGUCCUCCCGGAAACGGUAGUGCCUGCGAAAUUAGAGAAGAUCAAGUCCUACGGGGUGAAUGUUAUUCUGCAUGGAGCUGAAACUGGGCUUGCCGAGCAACACGCUCAGCGGCUUGCUGCUGAGGAAAAGUAUACUUAUAUUUCGCCGUACAAUGAUCCUGAUAUUAUUGCCGGGCAAGGGACUAUUGGAUUGGAGAUUCUCGAACAGUGUGAACAGGUGGAUAAUGUUUCGUCUCUAUGGGUGGUGAUCUAUGGCGUUUCUGCGAUUAACUCGAAAGCCCUCGCCGAGUCCAUGGCUGCGGGCCAUGUAGUUGAAACGGAGCACAAGGAUACGCUGGCUGAUGCCGUUGCUGGAGGCAUCGAUACGGAUACAAUCACACUUCCGUUGGCAAUGUCCGUGGUAGAUCACGUCAUUGAGUGUGACGAGGACGAGAUUAAAGCCGCCUUGAAGAUCAUGGCGUUUGAGGAAAAUAUGAACGUUGAAGGCUCUGCAGCUCUUGCUUUAGCUGGCUUUAAUAAGGUCGCCCAACAGCUUACCAACCAAACCAGCGUUAUCGUCUUGUGCGGUGCGAACUUUGACCAAGGUGUCUUUAAGCGUGUGAUUCUGGAUCUUUGA
Molecule: messenger RNA, 909 nt
Organism: Aspergillus bombycis
Lineage: Eukaryota; Fungi; Ascomycota; Eurotiomycetes; Eurotiales; Aspergillaceae
Product: threonine ammonia-lyase
Exons: 2
Coding region: 1-909 (302 amino acids)
Biological process (GO): L-serine catabolic process; L-threonine catabolic process
Molecular function (GO): threonine deaminase activity; L-serine ammonia-lyase activity; pyridoxal phosphate binding
Source: RefSeq, a predicted model, not a curated record